Messenger RNA from Myotis brandtii (Brandt's bat), 660 nucleotides. Its product is annotated as keratin-associated protein 10-3-like. The record is from RefSeq and is a predicted model, not a curated record. Bases 1 to 660 code for a protein of 219 amino acids. Gene Ontology annotation, cellular component: keratin filament. Lineage: Eukaryota; Metazoa; Chordata; Mammalia; Chiroptera; Vespertilionidae. The transcript is spliced from 2 exons.
AUGGCCACAUCCGCCCUGUCCCUCUGCUCCAGCAACCUGAGCUAUGGCAACCGCGCCUGCCUGCCCGGCUCCAGUGACUCUUGCACCGGCCUCCUGUGGCAGGUGGACGACUGUCCAGAGAGCUGCUGUGAGCCCUGCUGUUGUGCCCCAGCCCCCUGCCUGACCCUUGUCUGCACCCCAGUGAGCUGCAUGUCCAGCCCUUGCUGCCAGGUGACCUGUGGAUCCAGCCCUUGCCAAUCAGCCUGCACCAGCUCCUGCACACUCUCAUGCUGCCAGCAGUCUAGCUGCCAGCCUUCCUGCUGCACCUCCUCCCCCUGCCAGCCGGCCUGCUGCACACCCGUCUGCUGCACACCCGUCUGCUGCACACCUGUCUGCUGCAAGCCCCUGUGCUGUGUGCCCGUCUGCUCUGGGGCCCCCUCAUGCUGCCAGCCCACCCCCUGCACCUCAUCCUGCUGCAGACCCUCCUCCUGUGUGUCCCUCAUCUGCCGCCCCGUGUGCAGGCCUGCCUGCUGUGUGCCCACCUCCUCCUGCUGUGGCCCCACCUCCUCCUGCCAGCCCAGCUGCUGCCGCCCAUCCUCCUGCAUGUCCCUGCUCUGCCGCCCCCUGUGCUCCCGCCCAGCCUGCUGCAUCCCUGCCUCGGCCCAGAAGUCCUGCUGCUGA